Molecule: messenger RNA, 639 nt
Organism: Eruca vesicaria subsp. sativa (arugula)
Lineage: Eukaryota; Viridiplantae; Streptophyta; Magnoliopsida; Brassicales; Brassicaceae
Source: the annotation of a GenBank genome assembly
AUGCAGAGUUUGGGGAUUAACUCUGCUAUUAAGCUACUUACUUAUUCAGAUGAGCUUUCUGAGGGGAAACCGUUGUAUGUUUCUUCCAAUGGUCUUCCUGUGAAGGCUUUGAACCGUGAACCUGCUGGUCAUUCUUUCCAUUCUGCUGCUCUCAAACUUCUUUGUUGUGCAGAGGACAAAAAAGAAGAUUCCUCUGCAUCUCCUAAGAAAGACGCUAACAACAAUGAAGUGGAAGAUAUUCCUUCUUAUGAAACGUACAAGAACACCAGCACCAAUAAGGGAAAGAAGAAGAAGUCAGGUAAGGAACAAGAACAGCUUGAUCACUAUGCCUUGUUGGGUUUGGGCAGUUUAAGGUAUCUUGCAACAGAGGAUCAGAUUAGGAAAAGCUAUCGUGAGGCUGCUCUGAAGCUUCCUCCUGAUAAACCUUCUGCUGCUCUUCUUCUUUCUGACGAGAGUGAUGAAGCGAAGCAAGCUAAGAAAGAAGCCAUUGAAUCUCACUUGAAAGAAAGACUCAAGUUGAUCCAAGAAGCAUAUGAGCUUCUCAUGGACCCAACUAAGAGAAGAAUAUUUGAAUCUACUUAUGAGUUUGAUGACGCAGUCCCAAGUGACUGUGCUCCUAAAGACUUCUUCAAGGUGUAG